CGUCAUGAUAAAAUAGAUCCAAUUAACCGGCCAAUAUACCAGUUAUUCAUACAUUAAUCAUACACCUCCGUAAAUAGAUUUCAAGAGUAGAUAUUCCCAGUUCCUUUUUGAAUUUUAUUUUAUUUUAUUUUUUUACGUGAACGCGAAUGGUCCUUUUUGAAUAUUAGGCCUUUCCUUAGCUUUCUUUUAGUUAUAUACAUCCCUCCAUUCCUCUCUUAAGAUGGCGCGUCCCCGGAGUGCUGUCCUUAGCGCUUCCGUCCAACUCUCACAUCGAUGGGCGGUGCCUCAUGCGCGACGACAAUAUUGCGUUGCUACUACUGCUCUUGCUGGAACUAGAUUUACCCCAUACGUCUGGAGGUCACACCGGUGGUACGCGACUGAUGCGCCUGCGAAAGCGGCGCGGGGCGGCUCCAAAGUCUUCAAAUCUGCGGAUGAGGCUGUCGCAGACUUGAAGGAUGGCGACGUGAUCUUAAGCGCAGGGUUUGGGUUAUGCGGCGUUGCUGAAACUCUCAUUCAGGCCAUACAUAAAAGGGGUCUUAAGGAUCUCACGGCCGUGUCGAAUAACGCUGGUUCCGGCGACCACGGUUUAGCCUUACUCACUAGAGACGGACGACUAAGUCGCAUUAUCCUCUCUUACCUAGGAUCGAAUAAGGAACUUGAGAAGCAGUACUUAACAGGAAAAAUAGCUGUCGAGCUAUGUCCGCAAGGCACGUUAGCGGAGAGGCUAAGAGCCGCCGGGGCUGGUAUCCCGGCAUUUUAUACGGCAACAGGCGGGAAGACGUUCGUUGAGACCGGCGAGAUACCUGUGAGAUUUACUCCGGAGGCUGUCCUGGAAAAAGGCAAGCCAAAAGAGACCAGGGUAUUCAAUGGGAAAUCCUACAUCAUGGAGACGGCUCUUCCUGGCGAUGUAGCGAUUCUGCGCGCGUGGAAGGUCGACGAGGCAGGAAAUUGCGUAUUCAAGUACACUACGAAGACGUAUGCGGGCCUUAUGGCCAAGGCGGCACGCAUCGCCAUCGUCGAAGCCGAGAACAUCGUACCGAUCGGAUCCAUCGAUCCGGACAGCGUCAAUCUCCCGGGCAUCUACAUCGACCGCAUCGUGCCGGCCACGGCGGCCAAGAAUUUCGAAGUGCUGAAGAUAGCGCCGCUUAAGGAGGAUCCGAAUUCGGGCAAACCGAGCACGCUUGACGCUCGGAAUCGCAUCGCGAGGCGUGCGGCUAAGGAGCUGCACGAUGGCUAUUACGUCAAUUUGGGCGUAGGAAUCCCUACGCUGGCGGCCACAUACCUACCCGAGAAUACGAAAGUCUGGUUGCAGUCGGAGAAUGGUAUCCUCGGUAUGGGAGGUUACCCGGCGACGGAGGAUGAAGCUGACCCGGAUCUGGUCAACGCGGGCAAGGAAACGGUCACGUUGCUACCGGGAGCGGCGACUUUCGACUCGGCCGAGUCGUUCGGCAUGAUCCGCGGUGGUCACGUUGAUGUCUCGAUCCUAGGUGCUUUCCAGGUUUCUGCGUCGGGAGAUUUAGCCAAUUACAUGAUCCCCGGCCAUAUCUUCAAGGGAAUGGGCGGCGCCAUGGACCUCGUGUCGAACCCGGAGCAAACCAAGAUCGUCGUGGCUACGGAGCACGUUGACAAGAAAGGUCGAAGCAAGAUCGUCCAGGACUGCAAACUGCCUCUAACCGGCAAGGGUGUCGUCAGCACUAUCAUCACCGACCUCGCCGUUUUCCAGGUUGAUCGCACGAAGGGCGGUUUAACGCUCACGGAGAUUGCGGAAGGGGUCGAACUCGAGACUGUUAAGGCUAAGACCGACGCGGAAUUUGCGGUUGCAGACGAUUUGAAGACGUUCUAAGAAUAGAAGCGCGAGAAAGCAAGAUACAAAGAUGAUACCAGACGAGACGUGUCAAGAUGGAAUAUGGUUCGCACCAGGAGUGUUUGUAUUUAAUCAAGAUAGUGUAUAUAAGUUAGCCUGGAUUUGUGUAUAGAAACGAAUGUUAUGAGCGCAUACGCCAUAUAUUAUAUUAUGUACAU
Molecule: messenger RNA, 2022 nt
Organism: Daldinia caldariorum
Lineage: Eukaryota; Fungi; Ascomycota; Sordariomycetes; Xylariales; Hypoxylaceae
Product: putative coenzyme A transferase
Exons: 3
Coding region: 221-1843 (540 amino acids)
Biological process (GO): ketone body catabolic process
Molecular function (GO): succinyl-CoA:3-oxo-acid CoA-transferase activity
Source: RefSeq, a predicted model, not a curated record